This is a messenger RNA of Serpula lacrymans var. lacrymans S7.9, 1389 nucleotides long. RefSeq lists its product as uncharacterized. Gene Ontology annotation, cellular component: nucleus; cytoplasm; chromosome. The transcript is spliced from 6 exons. Gene Ontology annotation, molecular function: 3'-5' DNA helicase activity; four-way junction helicase activity. The record is from RefSeq and is a predicted model, not a curated record. NCBI's taxonomy places the organism in Eukaryota, Fungi, Basidiomycota, Agaricomycetes, Boletales, Serpulaceae. The coding region runs from base 1 to 1389 and encodes 462 amino acids. Gene Ontology annotation, biological process: double-strand break repair via homologous recombination.
AUGUCCCCUGCCGUCUUGGCCGAGGUUCAAAAAACACUGCACAUUAGUGCAUCAAAAUCCUUUCAUUUGAACUUGGGAAACAACCGACCUAAUGUAACGCAGGAGCUUUGCAUCAUUGCUGGCUCCACAGACUAUUCGGCCCUUGAUUUCAUUGUCAAAGAUGCACAGGCUGCCAAUGAAAUACCACGGGCACUCAUCUUUGUUAACACUGUUAGUCAGUCCCAGGCUGGCUUUCGGAGACUCCACGGAAUUGUAUCUGACCAACUAAAGAGUCAAAUCAGUUAUUUGAAUGCCAGGCGCUCGCCACGCACCAGGAAAACUGUCUUGCGUGACUUUUGUGAAGGAAAAAUAAGGGUCAUGUUUGUGACCAAAAUAGGUGGCAUGGGAUUCAACAUACCAGAUGUCAAGUUGGUGAUCCAAUUUGGAGUCCCAUCAUCACUGUCAGUAUGGCUCCAAAGAGCAGGCCGAGCUGUCCGCAACUUCAGUCUUCAAGGACGUGCUAUAAUGAUGGUUGAAGCGUCAGUGCUUCAAUGCCACAAGAAAAUAGAAGAGCCUCUUCGAGCCUGGAUUGAAACCACAGGUUGUCGGCGUGAUAUUGCAGAUGCAUUUUACAAUAAUCCACCCGGCCGUACAUCACCUACCGGCGUCUGCUGUGACAACUGCGACAGAACUGCGACGGGCCUUAUGCCCUCCAAUAUUAUUUUACCUCUACUCAGUCCUGCUCACACAUCCUCCGAAACUAGCGAUGAGGAGCAGGAAGACACACCUACCCAUGAACAGAAUGCAAUGGGCAAGCGUGUGAUGAAAACCGCUGAUCAGAAUUCCCCACUCACUCAACGCACAGGCCAACAUCUCCAAACCAUCAAGGAUGCUCUGGACCAUUGGCGUGUGACAAUCCGCCAGCGUGACUAUCCCCACUGCUCAUUUACUGGCCUCGCCCUUCUCCCCGAUCUCACUCUAAAAUCAAUAGCCUCUAAUCGUUCGUGGAAAAUGAUCAAUGAUCUUCGCGGAUCUCUCGGGGCCUCAUGGUCAUUAGUUGAUGUAUAUGGUGGGGCCAAAGUCGAGAAACGCCAAGCAAAGAAGCUUGCAAGGGAGGCCGUGAAGGAGGAGAAUAAGGCUAUAGGAAGGGAGCUGAAAGUGCAGAAACGAAGCUCACACCGAGUCCGCAAUUCCAGCGCAAGUGGUAAAGAAAAUGUACCACUGCCUGGUACCUCAGAGUUCCAAGUAAAUGUCAACACACCCUCAGUCCCCCUAGACGCAACUCAAACUUUGUAUGCCACCUGGACCUUAACACUUUCAUCCUCCACUGCUGUGCCGUUGUUUUUGCCUUUCACUCCCUCAUUUUUUGCCAGUUCUUUUCAGCCCAAUACGGAGACCUACAAGGGCUAG